Alternaria infectoria is the source of this 534-nucleotide messenger RNA. RefSeq lists its product as uncharacterized. The transcript has 2 exons. NCBI's taxonomy places the organism in Eukaryota, Fungi, Ascomycota, Dothideomycetes, Pleosporales, Pleosporaceae. The record is from RefSeq and is a predicted model, not a curated record. Bases 1 to 534 code for a protein of 177 amino acids.
AUGACUGCGAGAGAAGUGAUGACUGGAGAGCACUAUAAAAACUUCACCCUUCAAAACAGCCACUACUACCUUCCGAAUUGCUACUGGCAACGCAUAUCCGCAAACGAAGAAAUCCGCGCAUCAAUCUGUACUCAGACACACUACAUCAUGGAGGAUGAAAUCUUUCAAUCCCCGACGGAUCUCUUUGCGAAAGUCACAAGCGACGUAACGAUGCUCGGUAUAACGCUCAGAAACCUACAGGCCGAAAUCGACAAGCACAAUGAGCCCCGACCAAAGAGCCCGGUGGACAGAAUGAAGGAUCUUGUUGGAAAGGAGAAGCGGAAAAGAGAGCGUGAGGAGAAGGCCAAAGCACUUCAAGGAAGGAUUUCUAGUGCGUUCGACGAGUACGACAGGUUACAGGAAGAUUCAGUUCGACACGGGGGUGAGAGUGUCGUCAGUCCGACAGAAUCAGCACCUGUGAGGAAGGCUAUCCGCGACUAUGGCAUACUCAUCCAAGACUUGAAAAAGAAAAUGGGAAUGCGUACCGACGUGUGA